AUGAGAAUAAGUAGAACACUUUUUACUAGAAAACACGGGUUAAAUAACUAAUAAAUAAUUAAUAUUAUAAAAAUAGUUACAGCAAAAAUUCUCUGUUCUAAUGUUUUUCAAUAGAAUAAAGGAGAUCAACUAUCACAAUUAUUAGAGGAGAAGGUAGAGUAGAAUGACAAUAUUGAGAAACAGGUUUUCCAACCAAAUGCAGUAAUCAAUAAUGAUAAAAAUUCAUUAUAAGAAGUAUAAUUUGAGAACAUUAAUAAAUAAAUACUAAUUAAUUAAUUAAUUAAAAUUGAGUAGAUAUUGAAGAUUUGCAUUGAUGAGAAUGUCAAUGUAAAAUUAUUUAUAGUUGAGAGAACGAAUAGCAGCAAAAGAAGCAUAAUUUAGUAAUGUAUAAGAUGAAGUUGGGUUAAGAGAUAUUGUGAUAUUGGAAUUAAAUGAGAAGUUUGAAGAUUAGAAAGAGAAU
Paramecium sonneborni is the source of this 460-nucleotide messenger RNA. NCBI's taxonomy places the organism in Eukaryota, Ciliophora, Oligohymenophorea, Peniculida, Parameciidae. The record is from the annotation of a GenBank genome assembly.